This is a messenger RNA of Caenorhabditis remanei, 861 nucleotides long. RefSeq lists its product as uncharacterized. The record is from RefSeq and is a predicted model, not a curated record. The transcript is spliced from 5 exons. NCBI's taxonomy places the organism in Eukaryota, Metazoa, Nematoda, Chromadorea, Rhabditida, Rhabditidae. Gene Ontology annotation, biological process: DNA recombination; mismatch repair. Gene Ontology annotation, molecular function: 5'-3' DNA exonuclease activity; 5'-flap endonuclease activity; metal ion binding. Gene Ontology annotation, cellular component: nucleus. Bases 1 to 861 code for a protein of 286 amino acids.
AUGGGAAUUACUGGUCUUUUACCGUUUGUGAAGAAUGCCUGUCGAAAAGGAAAUAUUCUAGAAUUGCGCGGAAAAUCCGUCGCCAUCGACGUGAGUUGUCUUCUACAUCGUGGAUUGACUGGAUGUAUGGAUAAGAUUCAUAUGGGUGAAGAGACGAAAAGUUAUAUUAAUUAUGUCGAUAAAUAUGUGAAAGAGCUGUUGGCGAUGGGAUGCCACGUGGUUAUGGUGUUCGAUGGGAGACCGUUGCCGGCGAAAAAGGGCACAAACGACGAUCGUCGUGAGCAACGAGAGAAACGAAAAGAGCAAGCGGAGAUGCUUCUAGCAAAAGGAAAAGAGCGUGAAGCACGUGAUACAUAUCGUCUCGCGACGAGUAUUUCCACUGAAAUCGUCCAGAAAACUAUCGAAUUCUUCCGAAAACUCCCGAAUGUCGAUAUCGUCGUCGCACCGUAUGAAGCGGAUGCUCAGUUGGCGUAUUUGAUGGAAUCGAAACUAGUGGACGCUGUAAUUACAGAAGAUUCGGAUCUAAUUGUAUUCGGUUGUGAGAUGAUUUACUUCAAAUGGCAAUCGGCAACGGGAGAGUGUAGUGUUUAUCAAAAGUGCAAUUUGAAGAAGUGCUGCACCGGAGAGUUGGGAGGAGACAAAUUCGAUUUUUCGAAAUUUCGAAGGAUUUGUAUUCUGUCUGGAUGUGAUUAUUUGCAGAAUCCUGAACUCAUAUUCAAAGUUAAGCAGACUAAAUUCCGAGAUUCAAAAAAAAAGAAAGUAUUAGAACUUUCAGUUCUAAAUCCGGGAACUGAAUUCAUAAUGUUGAUCUCCAUAAUUGAGAUCUAUCGUCCAGGAUCCGUAAAUUUAUAUCAUAUCUAG